AUGCCGAGGCCAGGGCCAAGACCGUACGACUGUAUCAGAAGAGCUUGGCAUAGUGACAGACACCAACCAAUGAGGGGUUUGCUCAUCCAAGAGAUUUUCAGGAUUGUUUGCGAGAUUCACAGCCAGUCCACCAAGAAGAACACAGAAUGGCAAGAGAAGCUCCCUGUUGUUGUCUUGAGAGCUGAAGAAAUCAUGUAUUCCAAAGCCAAUUCUGAGGCUGAGUAUAUGGACAUGAAGACACUUUUAGACCGUACAAACGACGCCAUUAACACCAUAAUCCGACUCGAUGAAGCCACCGAAACCGGGGAAUUUCUUAAGCCUUGUAUUGAAGCUGCUUUGCAUUUGGGCUGCACGCCAAGGAGAGCUACAAGAAGCCAACGGAACAUCAACCCGAGGUGUUAUCUUAGCCAAGACUCAACUACUAACUUGGACAGCAUUUUCAUGAAACCAAACAGCUUUGCUCCAAAGAAUCUUCCAGUUCUAAGAUCACCGAGAGAGAAAUGCCCUGUCUCCAGCAAAUACUCAACCUACCCUCUAUGCUAUUCGUUCCAGGUUCCUUCUUUGCCAAGCUCCAACAAUGUCACUGACUCGUGCAAGUCGUCCAAGAACAGACCAGCGAGUGUUUUAGAUGCAAGAAAUGGGAUUACAUUUGGUGGGUGUGAUCUAUCUCUCCGCUUAGGCCCUCUUGGAGAUAUCAGAUCUCCGACUCAUAAACGGAGCAAGAUAAGCAGCAGCAGCAAGAAUAACAGCUGA
This is a messenger RNA of Microthlaspi erraticum, 753 nucleotides long. The record is from the annotation of a GenBank genome assembly. NCBI's taxonomy places the organism in Eukaryota, Viridiplantae, Streptophyta, Magnoliopsida, Brassicales, Brassicaceae.